Molecule: messenger RNA, 2211 nt
Organism: Magallana angulata
Lineage: Eukaryota; Metazoa; Mollusca; Bivalvia; Ostreida; Ostreidae
Exons: 2
Coding region: 309-1250 (313 amino acids)
Source: RefSeq, a predicted model, not a curated record
UGUUAAAUGCUGAUAGGGCCGUUGGAUUUUGAAUGCAGUAAUUAUCUUUUCUUUGUUAAACCAAAAACUGUAUCAGUUUAAGAUAGCAAUCAAACGUUUAAAUCCUUGGGCUGGUUUAUGUGAAUGUGACACUUUUGUUGGUGGUGGAUGUGCACCGGUACAAGUAUAACGAAAUACCCGGUAUGUUACAACUAGACCAGUGGGUCAUCUCAGACUUAUAGGAAGCACGAAUUCUCCGAUCGGAAGGCGUCCAACGUUAACACAAUAAAAUUGCAUGCAAGGAAAAGUUCUCUUCGACCCUAGACGCAAUGGAUAUCAUCCCCUUUCCCCGUGCUCUUUCCCAGUGUGAGUUUGGUUUCAACGGGUCCACUGCAAUACCCCCUGUGUUUGAAAAAAGGAAAAGGCCAUCACCGAUUCGCAGACAAUUUACUGUAGCUUUGCCAUGGCCUCCUAAAAAAGAGGAACAACAGAAGCAAAAAUUUCUUCCCGACAUCAACCCAACUGUUCAACAUUCAGAGAAAAAUAAGAAAUCAGAUUUUCUUCUAUCAAAACAGAGGACGGGUAUAGAUGUACCUGUUACUGCCACCAAAAAGCAUCGUUCCCCGAAAUCUAUGACAAGCUUAUACGGAUUAAAAGCCGACUCCAAUGACGUCACGGCAAUUACCCGGACCUUCCAACCUUUGAAUGACAAGAAAAAUUUAAAUACCUCAAUCGAUCGAUUAGAGUUCAAAGCCAUUCAACGAAACGACGGUACACAUAUAAAAGGCGAGGCCCGGCCAGAUCAGGCAAUACACACUUUGAUACCGACCGAGAGAAAAGGUCCUUUAAACCACAACACAGGAAAACAUUUCCGAGUCGUCACAAUACUGUACAAUACGAUGGCAUCUCUGAAACUGGACAACAGGCAGGAGCUAGCUUCUAAUGACCACGCCAGACAUCACAACAAGAGGCAGCAGCAGUGGAUACGUAGCGAACAAGUCAAAAACUGGAGAAGAUCCACCGUGAAAAGAGUCUCCAAGAAGACUGGUUAUACCAGUGGAAGUUCCUCUGGACAAAAAUCAGACGUGAUCAGCGGAAACUCGGACGAUACCAUCAACACAACCUCAUCCAACGAGGAGAGCAACAAUGUCUUCGAAUAUCCCAUGGACGCUGAAAAGAAAGAAAGUUUCGACAAAUGUCUGAAAUGGAUGGAGACUUUACCACAGAAAUUUUCUGGAAUGCACAUUUUUACCCCCUGUGUUAGUGACUGACAUUUUCAUUGUGGGGGAUAUUUAGUAUAGCCGAAUUUCCAAAAAUAACAACGGUGCUUGGUGAAGCAACCAAAAACCCGCGCGGACGAAGAACUCCGAGCCCGAGAAUCAGCAGGUCUGAUCCAGAAAAACAGUGGUUUGGGCUUCCAUGUCUAUCUUCGACAAGAGUGCCUACUCCUGCCAAAAAAGCAAGAACGGUGCUAACCCAGUUCAUCAAAACAUCGCCACCCGUUUUAACAACUGUUAUUCGAGAAGAAAAAUAGAUCGACCAAUUGUACCUAUGAGAGAAUCAAAAGCGAACAUUUGCGAACGUUAUAGCUUGAUAAUAUUGAAGAAGAAAAUACGUCAAGUGAACUUUUGGUGAUCAUCAUAAACAUUUACCAUUUUUGUUCCUAUUUAUCAUGAAGUGUACGCACAUUUCCAAUGUGGUUUUAUUCGGUAAUUUUUAGACUGCAGGGACGAAUAUACGUGUACAUUGUAUCCGUGAUACUAGUCAUACCAAGAUGGUGACCGAGGACGCUUAUAUCAUUCCAUUGUUAGAAUCAUCCUCAAUGUGCCAAAACAGAAUCAAAUUAUUUAUUUUGUUGUAUCUUAUCGUUUUCUAAUUUAUGAACUGUUAAUCUGAACGUUUUAAAGAUAAAUCUUCACAAUUGUAUAUAUUUAAAAUUAGAAUACUAAUUAUCGCCGGUGCCAAUUUGAAACUUGUUAUCAAAUUCCAAGUAUAUUUACAGUUUAUGUGCCCGGUAUUCUACAUAAAUAUUUCACUUGUCUAUCUGUGAUAAAAUUUUCGACAGUAACUAAGUGAUAAGAUUGAAAGUCUUUGAUUUUCCCCUGACUCUGUUCCAAUAUUCUACCCAGAUUGCUUUUAACAACAAUGUUCUACUUCAAUUCCUUCUGUGAUAAAAGAUGUUAUAUAUGUUGAUUUGAUUGUUAAGUGAAAUAAAUGUUAUAUACGUUUCAA